GACAUUGUGUCAGCGCUGGAGGACCGUCUGAGGCCACUGGUCCAAGCUGAGCUCUCGGUGCUUGUGGACGUCCUCCAUCGUCCAGAGCUCCUCUUCCCUGAGAACACAGACACUCGCAAGAAAUGUGAGAGCGGAGGAUUCAUAUCAAAACUGAUCAAACACACCAAGCAGUUGCUGGAGGAGAACGAGGAGCGUCUGUGCAUCAAAGUGCUGCAGACGCUGAGGGAGAUGAUGACGAAAGACCGGGGCUACGGGGAGAAG
Molecule: messenger RNA, 261 nt
Organism: Paralichthys olivaceus (Japanese flounder)
Lineage: Eukaryota; Metazoa; Chordata; Actinopteri; Pleuronectiformes; Paralichthyidae
Source: RefSeq, a predicted model, not a curated record